Cavenderia fasciculata is the source of this 360-nucleotide messenger RNA. RefSeq names its product RNA recognition motif-containing protein RRM. The record is from RefSeq and is a predicted model, not a curated record. Gene Ontology annotation, molecular function: nucleic acid binding. The transcript has 2 exons. NCBI's taxonomy places the organism in Eukaryota, Evosea, Eumycetozoa, Acytosteliales, Cavenderiaceae. Bases 1 to 360 code for a protein of 119 amino acids.
AUGGGUACAGCAUUUGUUGUUUACGAUGAUAUAUACGAUGCAAAAACAGCAUGUGAUCAUUUAUCUGGAUACAAUUUAGGUGGUCGUUAUCUAGUGGUUCUCUAUCAUCAACCACAAAAGCAAGCAAAGAAAUUAGAUUUAUUAAAAAAGAAACAAGAGAUGGAGUUGAUGAAACAAAAGUUUGGAAUAGAGUCCAGGUUCUUGGCGCCAACAAACAACCUGAAAGUACAUAAUCUUUCCAAGUUUAAGAUAUUUGCCUCAUAUUUAAUAGAUAACACCUUGUUAUUCCUCAUUCCGAAAUUUUAUACGAUGCAAAUCAAUUUUUUGAAAAAUCAAUACCUUUUGAACGAGGUGGGUUAA